AUGCAAGGCAAUCCCUUCAAUGUUGUGCAGCAGGCACGUGCGAGCCGGGCCCGGGCUCCUGCCGACGCGCCCCGCUUCCAUCAGCCUCCCUCCCCACCUCCGAGCCGCCUCGCCCCGCCUCCCUCUCCCGCCCGCCCUGCCUGCCUGCCUGCCUCCUCCGCCCUUCGCAGACGGCUCGGCGGGGUGCUGGCUGGGGCGCUUCCCCGCGGACGCGGCCACUGGAGCCAGGUAAGACAAGAGGACGUGAGUGGGUGGGCGGGCGGCCUGGCUGGAGCGGGGAGGGCCCCUCCCUCGCGAGGAGGGCCGCCCCCGCCCCCCAAGAACAACCCCCAAACCUCCCCGCGUCCUGAGGCGCGCCGCUCGAGGCGCACGGGAAGGUCCUUUGGCGUCUCCAAAGCCCCCGAGCCGCGCCUCGCCCGGCGGAACGGCCGAGGGACGCAGCUCCUGAAGCUGCCUUCUACUGAACCGGACCCCUGGUCCAUCCAAGGCAGUAUCGUCGUCUCCUACCAGGCUGGCGGUAUCCGUCCCCCCCGUGGCGGGAGGACUAUGAGCGAGAGUAACCGUCACAACUCACGGUCAAGUAUAGGUAGAGGACGGCGUGCAAAGCAAGUGAAGGAAGACCAUGAAACUUAUGAAAUAUCCAUACCCCUCGAUGAGCCGCAGCCAAUGGAGUCACAAACGCAAACUCAGCAGCAGUUAUAUUAUGGUCUGAGUCCCCCGCAGACCUUUGAUGAGGCACCCGAGAUGCCAGCUCCCUCCUUGACUUUGGUGACUAGCAUGAGGACACAGCUGCACAUGGCCCUAGAGAGGAACUCCUGGUUGCAGAAGCGAAUUGAGGACCUGGAAGAGGAACGGGACUUCCUGCGUUGCCAGUUAGACAAGUUCAUCUCCUCUGCCCGCCUGGAUGCUGACGACCACUGCCGCAACAAACAGCCCCCGCGCCGGUCUGAGGUUUCCGAGAGUCGGAACGGGGACGUGACGGACGAUGACAGCGUGGGCUCUUGGCUGAGCGCCAGCCCCGAAGAAGGGGGCUCGGCGGAGCAUAAGAAACUGAGAGGAGGGGCGAACCGGCGGCGCUUUGUCAAGCCCAAAGUCCGCGAGAGGCAAAGAGUCAAAGAUGUCGACGGGGUGUUGUGCCGCUACAAGAAGAUCCUGUACACUUUUCAGAAGCUGCAAAGCAUGAGCCGGGCCUUCGAGCACCACCGAGUGGACCGCAACACCGUAGCACUGACCACGCCCAUCGCAGAGCUCCUCAUCGUGGCUCCCGAAAAGCUGGCCGAGGUGGGUGAGUUUGACUCUUCCAAGGAGCGCCUGCUGGAGUACUCCCGACGCUGCUUCAUGGCGCUGGACGACGAGACGCUGAAGAAGGUCCAGGCCCUCAAGAAAAGCAAACUCCUGCUUCCCAUCACCUACCGCUUCAAGCGGAAAACAGACUCCCCGGGCCCGGCUGCCGGCAACCCGCUACCCGCGCCCGCCACCCCCCCCAAGCUGCUCUUGCCCGUCGCUGAUGGCUACAAGCGAUGA
This is a messenger RNA of Euleptes europaea (tarantolino), 1524 nucleotides long. RefSeq names its product coiled-coil domain containing 106 (gene CCDC106). The record is from RefSeq and is a predicted model, not a curated record. The coding region runs from base 1 to 1524 and encodes 507 amino acids. The transcript has 6 exons. Gene Ontology annotation, cellular component: nucleoplasm. NCBI's taxonomy places the organism in Eukaryota, Metazoa, Chordata, Lepidosauria, Squamata, Sphaerodactylidae.